This is a messenger RNA of Theobroma umbraticum, 2162 nucleotides long. The record is from RefSeq and is a predicted model, not a curated record. NCBI's taxonomy places the organism in Eukaryota, Viridiplantae, Streptophyta, Magnoliopsida, Malvales, Malvaceae.
UUUUUCUUCCUCCAUCGCCUCCAAAGCACUUCCAAACUUCAAACUUGCCCAAAAAGUAGUAGUAAAGGAAGAAGCACCAGAAAUCUGUUACGAUGCUGUACAUUAUAUUCUUUUGCUGAUAUGUGAAAAAUCCCAAAACACCCACCAUAAAAAGGAGAAAAGAACAGAACUUUGAGCGAAUUCAAUCGAAAGAUGAUUCCCACAAAGCCUUUGCAACGCAGCCACAGUGCCAUGGUACACCAAGUAUUAUCAAUAAUGCUCCAAAACCGACCCUUUGAUUCCCAACUCGCUUCCUCAACAACCUCAAAUCCAUGGACUACAGAUUCAGUUUCGGACAUCUUAAGAUCCGUUUCAAAAUUCUUCUUCCAAUCCCCUCGUUCCAUUGGCUGCCAGAAAGGUUUCCGGCACCGUGCUCCUUUAAAACAAAGAAACAUCAAGCAAGAAAAUUUUAAGAAUUCCCACAAUGUUCUUGUCCUUGGCCCUGCUGCUUAUAGAGACCCCAAAAGGGUAGCUUUAGGAUUAGAUAAAGCAAUGGAAUUCUAUAUCUGGGUAGAAAAUUUUUUUGGGUUUGCCCAUGAUGAGAAAACUUGUAAAGAAAUGGCCUUUGUUUUGGCUAAAGGUAAUGACUUGAAGGGCCUUUGGCAUUUUCUCAAAGAAAUGUCCAGGAGAGAAACUUCGGGGCUUGUUACUACUUCUACUGUCUCCUGUUUGAUUAAAGUUCUAGGAGAAGAAGGGUUAGUUACUGAAGCAUUGGCUUGUUUUUAUAGAAUGAAGCAGUUCCGUUGCAAACCUGAUGUUUUUGCAUAUAAUAUGAUUAUUCAUGCUCUUUGUAGAGUUGGGAAUUUUAACAAAGCAAGGUUCUUGUUGGAACAGAUGGAGUUACCAGGGUUUAUUUGUCCACCAGAUGUGUAUACUUAUACGAUUUUGAUAAGUUCUUAUUGUAAAUUUAGUGUGCAAACUGGAUGUAGAAAGGCGAUUAGGAGGAGGCUUUAUGAGGCGAAUCACUUGUUUCGGCUAAUGUUGUUCAAGGGUUUUGUUCCUGAUGUUGUGACUUAUAAUUGUUUGAUUGAUGGUUGCUGUAAGACGUAUCGAAUUGAAAGGGCUUUGGAACUUUAUGAUGAUAUGAAUAAACGGGAUUGUGUUCCUAACCGGAUCACUUAUAAUUCUUUUAUUAGGUACUACUGUGCUGUUAAUGAGAUUGAUAAGGGUAUUGAGAUGAUGCGCAGGAUGCAACAGAUGAAUCAUGGGGUAGCAACUAAUAGUUCUUAUACUCCCAUUAUACAUGCUCUGUGUGAAGCGGGAAGGGUGUUGGAGGCUAAGGAUAUUCUUCUUGAGUUGGUCAGAGGGGCAUCUAUUCCCAGAGAGUAUACAUAUAAGUUAGUUUGUGAUACACUGAAUUCAGUAGGAGCGGCCAAUUUGAUAGAUAAUGAGGUGCAUAAAAGAAUAAAAGAUGGUAUAGCGAGCAGAUGUAGGCAAGUGAUGAAGGAUCAUUACUUCAAUUCCUUCAUUAAAGGUUGUCAUUUUCAAUUUUUAAUGCACAAAGAAUCUGCUUCCUCUGUUCUGUCAAAAUUUCUAGUGUUAGAAUGGUUUGGUUGGCUUCAUUAAGAAAAGAAACUAAGAGAGAAUUGUUCAGGAAGAGAGAUGGACACAGUUUACAUAUGUGUUAUCUCCUUUAUUUCUGUCCUUGUGACAUUAUUUUUUCUGCUCAUUUGCUUCUUCGAAUGCAUUAUCAAGAAAAGCAAAGGUGUGGGUGUCAACCCUGAAGGCCACAGGACUGGUGGAGGACUUGGAGGUGGUGCUAAUCCAGGCGUCACCAUUACUGCAGUAGGUGAUAGCGGCAUGACUACUGGUUGUGCAUGUGGGACUGGCAGCGGCAGUGGCAUGGGUGGCUGUGGCGGCGGCGGUGGUGUUUGCUAAACUGGGCUUUGAUAAUAUGCUAGCGGGUCCUGGAAGAGGAGGAAAAAUAGUAAAUAGAAGUGCCGAAAUGGGAAUAGAAAGGUCUUAUGGUUUCUUUCUUUCUUUCUUAUUUCCCCCCUAAAUCAUGUAGCAUUUUGAUAGUAUGGAUUUUAAAUUUCAAAGGGAAUUAAGUUAUAAUUCUGCUUUCUUGAUGAUAGCAGGUUUCACUGUUUUGCCCCUCACCAAUUUCGUACUCUGCAAUAAAU